GCAUGGGGCAUGGUGCGGGCAUGGGAGUGGGUGGAUGGUGCGGGCAUGGGAGUGGGUGGAUGGUGCGGGCAUGGGAGUGGGUGGAUGGUGCGGGCAUGGGAGUGGGUGGAUGGUGCGGGCAUGGGAGUGGGUGGAUGGUGCGGGCAUGGGAGUGGGUGGAUGGUGCGGGCAUGGGAGUGGGUGGAUGGUGCGGGCAUGGGAGUGGGUGGACGGCGCAGGCAUGGGGGAUGGUGUGGAGUCAGGCAAAGAGAGGCAAGACGGAGAGCGCUUUUCCCGGCCUUUUCUCGACGCGCAUCGCGACUACAAGGAGCCGGCUUGCGACGUUCCGGCGAUGUGCACGACGCUUCCGGUGGCUCUAGUCCCUGUCGCCGACGCCUUCGAGACCCUACCGCCACGUGAGCCUACUUUUGAUAGUCCACGGGAACUCGCCACGUGUCAAAUCCAGCGGUUUACAGAAGAGGAUGGGGCUGUUCAAGGGCCACCCCCUGCCGCACAUCCGGGUAGGGUUGGCGAUGGAUCUGCCGCAGCUUCGCCGUGCUUGGUUUGCGGCGAGGACGAGAACGAAAGCACGGUACUGUGCGAUUUGUGUUUUGCGGGUUACCACAUUCGCUGUCUUGCGUCGCGCGGAGAGGAGGUCCACGUGGACAAGGACGGCGAGUGGGUGUGCGAUCUGUGCGAAUUGGAGGAGAAGCGGAAAGCGACGGUCGUCGUCGUGUGGGCUGAGGAGUGCGCGAAGAAUAGACGGACAGCGGUCGAGCAGCCGGCACAUAAGCGGCUAGAUUGCGACCGGGUAAACGACGCGCAUUCAGCUGACGUGGACGUCAGGACACCGUUGAAUGACGAGCAGCAGUUGAUCGAGGAUGGGGAUGAUGACGUGGUUUUGUUGGAAGCGGACGUGGCACCCGUGCAACCCGGUGUAUCUGGAGGUGACGACGUGGUUCUAGUGCCACGUGGGGAUACGGAGUCGCGGGUCGGCGUUAGAAGGGGAGGAGAGAAGCGUGGCAGCGGCGGAAGCGGUGGUAGCGGUGCGAAAACGAACGGUAAAGGAAAGGCCAAUAACGAGGAGCCAUGGUUGCAGAAUUUCGAGAAGCGAGGCAGCGGAGGAAGCGGGGGGAGAGACGGGGACGACGGGGAUGACAGCGUGGCAGACCACAAAGGCCAUUGGCUGCUGCAGCGCACGUGGCUGUCUCCGGUUGGCUACACGCGCGUAGGGCCCAUGUUCCAGGCUAGCGUACCGGAGUGGGCGGGCCCGCCUUGUGUCUUUAACGGAGCUGGCGCUAGCGGGGAUGAGGAGGCUCGGGAGUGCAAUCGACGAUACGACGAUGAUGAUGGUGCUUCUAAGGACAUUGCUCUAAAUUCAGAUUUAGGAAUCUCUUAUCAUCCAAUCCCGUCGGAACCUUUCUCCCCGCCCAAUCUCUCCUCGCCCAAUCUCUCCUCGCCCAAUCUCUCCCCGCCCAAUCUCUCCCCGCCCAAUCUCUCCCCGCCCAAUCUCUCCCCGCCCAAUCUCUCCCCGCCCAAUCUCUCCUCGCCGAAUCUCUCCUCGCCCAAUCUCUCCUUGCCCAAUCUCUGCUCGCCCAAAAUCUCCUGCCCAAUCUUUCGUGAUUAUGGGAUGUCGUCUCCUGAGCACUUGAUUCUGUCGUGCCUUAUCUUCAUUGUGCCCCUCUGUAGGGUUUCUCAUCAUCUCUCUCCUCAUCUCUCCCUCCUCUUCUUUCCCCCCUCACCUUUUCCCUCCUCAUCUCCCCCCUCUCAUCUUUCCCUCCUCACUUACCUCCUCAUCUUUCCCACCUCAUUUUUCCCCCCUCGCUGUUCCCUCCUCACCUCCCGCCCCCCUCCUCCCCCCACAUUUUCUCCUCAUAUUUCCUUCCCCAUCUUUCCCUCCCCAUCGUUUUCCCUCCCCGUCGUUUUCCCUCCCAUCGCCCUCCCCUGCCACCUCGUGCUCCUCUUGCUCUCGCUCUCCGAGUUCGAAGGGCAGUCGGAGAGCACGUGCUCUUCGCCCUGCUGCGCUGCGCCCACACGGACGUCCGACUGCGGGCGAGCAACAUCAUCAAUAGCAGCUUCUGCUGCUGCUGCUGCUGCUGCUGCUGCUGCUGCUGCUGCUGCUGCUGCUGCUGCUGCUGCUGCUGCUGCUGCUGCUGCUGCUGCUGCUGCUGCUGCUGCUGCUGCUGCUGCUGCUGCUGCUGCUGCUGCUGCUGCUGCUGCUGCUGCUGCUGCUGCUGUUGCUCCUUGUCUCACCUUCCCCCCUCCCCCCCUCUUCAUUUCCCUCCCAUGGCCCUCCCCUGCUGCAGCGCGCUCCUCUCGCUCGGCGGGCAGUCGGAGAGCGAGUGCACUUCGCCCUGCGGCGCCCACACGGACGUCUGACCGUGGACGAGCUUCAGCAGCAGCAGCAGCAGCAGCAGCGGCGCCGUACUCAUAUGUGCGCAUGUCCGAACGGCUGCUCCGGCGCCGCUGCAGUCUGUAG
Molecule: messenger RNA, 2458 nt
Organism: Closterium sp. NIES-65
Lineage: Eukaryota; Viridiplantae; Streptophyta; Zygnematophyceae; Desmidiales; Closteriaceae
Source: the annotation of a GenBank genome assembly